AAAAGUACAAAAAAACAAUAAAAUCGACUCAUAAUGACUAUCAAAUAUCCUGAAUCGUUAAAUGGUGAAGCAGAGUUUAUGUCCCAAAAAGUUAUUCAACAUUCAAUUCAAACUCAUACAUAUCUCAUCUAAGUUUCAGUGUUUUAUUUUAAAAUCAAUUAAUGAUUAUAAAUAUACUUUUUUUAAAGUAGAAUUUUCACUUUAAAAUAAUCCAAUAUCAUAUUUUGUUGUCGUUGUGUUCGUGUUUUUCUAUUUUGUGGGAGAUUUUCCGGUAAAAUUCGCGCGCGAGAAACCCUAAGGGAAACACUGAUUCAUUGGAUUAGGGAACAAUGGCUAUUGCAACCCCGGGGCAACUCAACGUGACUGAAUCACCCUGUUGGGGAUCCAGAAGUGUUGAUUGCUUCGAGAAGUUGGAGCAAAUUGGCGAGGGUACAUAUGGUCAAGUAUACAUGGCUAAAGAGAUCAAAACCGGGGAAAUUGUUGCUCUGAAGAAAAUAAGAAUGGAUAAUGAGAGAGAGGGGUUUCCUAUAACUGCUAUACGAGAAAUCAAAAUUUUAAAGAAACUACACCAUGAAAAUGUGAUCAAGCUGAAAGAAAUUGUGACUUCUCCAGGCCCUGAGAAAGAUGAACAAGGGAGGCCAGAUGGUAACAAAUAUAAAGGUGGCAUCUACAUGGUCUUUGAAUACAUGGACCAUGAUUUGACCGGUCUUGCUGAUCGACCUGGGAUGAGAUUUACAGUUCCCCAAAUUAAGUGUUACAUGAGACAGCUUUUGACAGGGCUACAUUAUUGUCAUGUAAAUCAAGUACUUCAUCGAGAUAUCAAAGGCUCUAAUCUUCUUAUAGACAAUGAAGGAAAUCUUAAACUUGCAGAUUUUGGAUUGGCACGAUCAUUUUCUAAUGACCAAAAUGCCAAUCUUACAAAUCGGGUCAUUACAUUAUGGUACAGACCGCCUGAGUUGCUGCUAGGGACAACAAAGUAUGGACCAGCAGUAGAUAUGUGGUCUGUCGGGUGCAUUUUUGCUGAGCUUCUUCAUGGGAAGCCUAUCUUUCCUGGAAAAGAUGAGCCUGAACAAUUAAAUAAAAUAUUUGAGCUGUGUGGAGCUCCAGAUGAGGUCAAUUGGCCUGGGGUUUCUAAAACACCUUGGUAUAAUCAAUUUAAGCCAACAAGGCCAAUGAAAAGACGUCUGAGGGAAGUUUUCAGGCAUUUUGAUCGUAAUGCUCUGGAAUUGUUGGAGAGGAUGUUGACACUUGAUCCAGCUCAGAGAAUUACUGCAAAAGAUGCCCUUGAUGCUGAGUAUUUCUGGACAGAUCCAUUACCAUGUGAUCCCAAGAGUUUACCCAAGUAUGAGUCAUCCCAUGAAUUUCAGACAAAGAAAAAGCGCCAACAACAACGGCAAAAUGAAGAAAUGGCUAAGCGUCAGAAAAUUUCUCACCCACAGCCGCACACUCGUCUUCCCCCCAUUCAGCAAACUGGCCAACACGCCCAAAUGCGGUCAGGACCUAACCAACAAAUUCAUGGCUCUCAGCCCCAAGUUGCGGGAGGACCCUCUCAUCAUUAUGGGAAGCCUCGAGGUCCAUCUGGUGGUCCAGGAAGAUAUCCCCCCAAUGGGAACCCCGGCGGAGGAUACAAUCACCCAAAUCGUGGAGGUCAAGGAGGUGGUGGCUAUGGAAGUGGACCUUAUCCUCCUCAAGGGCAUGGAGCACCUUAUGGGUCUAGUAGUAUGCCUGGUGGUGGUCCUCGUGGGGGUGGUGGCAGUUAUGGAGUUGGAGCUCCAAAUUAUCCCCAACAAGGUGGUCCAUAUGGGGGGUCAGCUGCUGGUCGCGGCUCAAACAUGAUGGGUGGAAACCGCAAUCAACAACAGUAUGGUUGGCAGCAGUAAAUACACUUUCUUAUAAUGAUCAGUAUUAGUACUACGAUUUGGCGAAGCUCUGAUAAAUUUGAGAAAGAUCAGACUAUUAAUGGAUCAAGUUGUUGAGAAGAUAUGAGAUGUGACCUCUAUGGUUUGUAGACUAUUAUUGAGAUACAAAGUAUUUUCUCACUACUUGAGGUGUCUGGAAUCCUUUGUGAUGCAUGCACAACAGGUUAUGUUUAGUGCUCCCCAUCAUAGAGGCACCACAAAAGAGGAGUUUACCUCCGAUUUUGUAGAUUCUUUUUUUCCUCUGCAGUAUUUAUGAAUGGUUGCUGCACGCUUCAAAAUUUGUAACAAGCUACUCUUCUUACCGAUAUCCUUUUCGGGAUACUACCUAGUACAAAGUUUUGUUUUCUCAGGUUUUUCGCGAUAGUACAUGCUGCUUUGUAACUUAAUUAUUGUUCCCAUUGUGAUGUGGCUGUGGGCCAAAUUUUAACUUUUUCUUGUGGUUAAGCUAGCAAGUGAAGAAAGAAGGAAUGUGAGAGAGUUCGUUGCUAAAGAAAAAUGUAAUUAGUCCUACAGCAAUCAUUAAAGCUCCUACUAAUUUUUGUGUUAUUCU
Messenger RNA from Abrus precatorius (Indian licorice), 2469 nucleotides. RefSeq names its product cyclin-dependent kinase C-2-like. Bases 330 to 1880 code for a protein of 516 amino acids. Gene Ontology annotation, biological process: protein phosphorylation; positive regulation of transcription elongation by RNA polymerase II. The record is from RefSeq and is a predicted model, not a curated record. Lineage: Eukaryota; Viridiplantae; Streptophyta; Magnoliopsida; Fabales; Fabaceae. The transcript has 12 exons. Gene Ontology annotation, cellular component: nucleus; cyclin-dependent protein kinase holoenzyme complex. Gene Ontology annotation, molecular function: cyclin-dependent protein serine/threonine kinase activity; RNA polymerase II CTD heptapeptide repeat kinase activity; ATP binding.